GGUGGCUUUCUCUCGCUUAAUAUUGGCGAGAUGAAUGACGCUCAUGCCAAGUCAGCCGAUGAACUGCUCAAGUUCUUCAACGUUAGUCCUGAUGGUCUUACCGAAGAGCAAGUUAUUCAGAAUCGCGAAAAGUAUGGACCAAACGAGUUACCGGUUGAGGAGGGUAAAAAAUUAUGGGAAUUGAUAUUGGAACAAUUCGACGAUCUCCUUGUCAAGAUUCUCCUCCUUGCUGCCAUUGUUUCAUUUGUAUUGGCAUUAUUCGAAGAACACGAUGACCAAACGUCUGCAGUAACUGCAUUCGUUGAGCCGUUCGUUAUCUUGCUGAUUCUUAUCGCGAACGCUACCGUUGGUGUAUGGCAGGAACGAAAUGCGGAAGGUGCAAUUGAAGCGUUGAAAGAGUAUGAACCUGAAAUGGCUAAAGUUUUUCGGAGUGGUAAGCAUGGAAUUCAGAUGAUUCGUGCGAAUGAAUUGGUACCUGGCGAUAUUGUUGAAGUAUCAGUUGGUGAUAAGAUUCCGGCUGAUUUACGAUUGUUGAAAAUCUACUCAACAACAAUCCGUAUCGAUCAGUCAAUUCUGACGGGUGAAUCAGUUUCGGUUAUCAAACAUACCGACACAGUACCGGAUCCAAGAGCUGUAAACCAGGACAAGAAGAAUUGUCUCUUCUCGGGUACAAAUGUGGCAUCUGGAAAGGCCCGUGGUAUUGUAUUCGGUACUGGUUUGAAUACAGAAAUCGGUAAGAUUCGUACCGAAAUGGCAGAAACCGAAACUGAUCGCACACCUCUUCAACAGAAACUCGACGAAUUCGGUGAACAGCUAUCAAAGGUGAUAUCGAUCAUAUGUGUGGCUGUAUGGGCAAUCAACAUCGGUCACUUUAGUGAUCCAGCUCAUGGUGGUUCAUGGAUUAAAGGAGCAAUUUACUACUUCAAAAUCGCCGUCGCAUUGGCCGUAGCCGCUAUCCCAGAAGGUUUACCUGCUGUGAUCACCACAUGUCUGGCGUUGGGUACGCGUCGUAUGGCGAAGAAGAAUGCAAUCGUUCGAUCGUUGCCUUCCGUCGAGACGUUGGGAUGUACGUCGGUGAUUUGCUCGGAUAAGACUGGCACACUGACCACCAAUCAAAUGAGUGUUUCGAAGAUGUUCAUUGCCGAUCAAGUCAACAACGAUGAUAUUUCGUUCACGGAAUUCACUAUCACCGGAUCAACCUAUGAACCAUCGGGACAGGUAUUCCAUAACGGACGUCAUGUGAACUGUGCUAGUGGAGAUUACGAAGCAUUGACUGAACUGGCCACCAUCUGUGCGCUGUGUAACGAUUCUGCGGUUGAUUUCAACGAGAUAAAACGUAUCUACGAGAAAGUCGGUGAAGCCACUGAAACAGCGUUGGUUGUGCUGGCUGAAAAGAUGAACGUUUAUAAUACGAACAAAUCCGGUCUUUCACCGCGUGAUUUGGGUAGUGUUUGUAACCGUGUCAUCCAGCAAAAGUGGAAGAAAGAGUUCACUCUGGAAUUUUCACGAGAUCGUAAGAGUAUGAGCGUUUUUUGUGUGCCAUCUUCGGGCGGUACUGGAGCGAAGAUGUUCGUCAAGGGAGCACCUGAAGGUGUGUUGAAUAGGUGUACGCAUGUUCGAGUGAAUGGUCAGAAGGUACCGUUAACUCAAAAAAUGACGCAACGUAUUGUGGAUCAAUGUGUGCAGUAUGGUACAGGUCGUGAUACCCUUCGAUGCCUGGCGCUUGGCACCAUUGAUAGUCCACCGCAACAAGCGAGUAUGAAUUUGGAAGAUUCGGCGCAGUUUGCACGAUACGAACGCGAUAUAACGUUCGUGGGUGUGGUCGGUAUGCUCGAUCCUCCGCGUACGGAAGUGUUGAAAUCAAUUGAAGAGUGUCGUAUGGCUGGAAUUCGAGUAAUAAUGAUAACUGGUGACAAUAAGAAUACCGCUGAAGCAAUUGGACGUAGAAUUGGCUUGUUCACUGAAGAAGAGGAUACUUCUGGGAAAGCGUUCACCGGUCGUGAAUUCGAUGACUUACCACCAGAACAACAGAGUGAUGCAUGCCGUCGUGCGAAGUUGUUCGCUCGUGUCGAGCCAGCGCACAAGUCGAAAAUUGUCGAGUUUUUGCAAUCACACGGUGAAAUUACGGCGAUGACUGGUGAUGGUGUGAACGAUGCUCCUGCACUGAAGAAGGCCGAAAUCGGUAUUGCGAUGGGCAGUGGAACGGCAGUGGCGAAGAGUGCCGCCGAAAUGGUGUUGGCCGACGAUAAUUUCUCGACAAUUGUGAGUGCAGUGGAGGAGGGUCGUGCCAUCUACAAUAACAUGAAGCAGUUCAUUCGUUACUUGAUUUCGUCGAAUAUUGGCGAGGUUGUAUCAAUCUUUUUGGUGGCCGCAUUGGGUAUACCAGAGGCAUUGAUUCCAGUGCAAUUGUUAUGGGUGAAUUUGGUCACUGAUGGUCUACCAGCCACAGCGCUUGGUUUCAAUCCACCCGAUUUGGAUAUUAUGGAUCGUCCACCACGAUCUGCCAGUGAAUCGUUGAUUUCGAAAUGGCUCUUCUUCAGAUAUUUGGCUGUCGGAUCAUACGUCGGUAUGGCGACAGUUGGUGCAGCAAUGUGGUGGUUCUUGCUUUAUGAAGAUGGUCCACAGAUUAGCUACUAUCAACUGACGCAUUGGAUGCGAUGUGAAAUCGAACCAGAGAACUUUGUUGAUUUGGAUUGUGCCGUAUUCGAGGAUACACAUCCGAAUGCUUUAGCACUUUCUGUUUUGGUGACAAUUGAAAUGUUAAACGCUGUCAACAGUUUAUCCGAGAAUCAAUCGUUGUUGGUGAUGCCACCGUGGUCGAACAUAUGGCUGAUGUCAGCUAUAGCGUUAUCGAUGUCGUUGCAUUUUAUCAUUCUUUACGUCGACAUUAUGGCCACAAUCUUCCAGAUAACACCGUUGGGUUGGGCCGAAUGGAUGGCUGUAUUGCAGAUUUCAUUCCCGGUUAUUCUACUCGAUGAAAUCCUCAAAUUCAUUGCACGUAACUACGUUGAUGGUGAGAAUUUACCCGCUUCAAAGCGUGGUUUCUUCGCGAAAACCCGAAUGCGUGCAAUCCUCACAAUAAUAACAUCCAUUUGUGCUUUCUUCGGUUACUUCUAUUGGUUACUCUUACCGUAUGUGCCUCAAUUAAUGCAUGCCGUUGGUCGAGCGCCUAGGCCUUCGCAUUUUGCGCAUACCGAGUUUUGA
Anisakis simplex (herring worm) is the source of this 3204-nucleotide messenger RNA. NCBI's taxonomy places the organism in Eukaryota, Metazoa, Nematoda, Chromadorea, Rhabditida, Anisakidae. The record is from the annotation of a GenBank genome assembly.